Acanthisitta chloris (rifleman) is the source of this 2303-nucleotide messenger RNA. Its product is annotated as CUB and sushi domain-containing protein 2-like. NCBI's taxonomy places the organism in Eukaryota, Metazoa, Chordata, Aves, Passeriformes, Acanthisittidae. The annotation marks the transcript as partial. The record is from RefSeq and is a predicted model, not a curated record. The transcript has 16 exons.
CCAUCACUUGUGGCCACCCUGGCAACCCUGCCAAUGGUUUGACCCAAGGAACUCAAUUCAAUCUGAACGAUGUGGCCAAGUUUGUGUGCAACACUGGGUAUCGCCUGGAAGGAGCAGCCCAGUCCCAGUGCUUGGCCAACGGCCAGUGGAGCAGCACCCUGCCUGCCUGCCGUGUGGUGUCUUGUGGCCACCCUGGCUCCCCACCCCAUGCCCAGAUCUCAGGGGACAAGCACACUGUGGGCUCCGUGGUGAGGUACAGCUGCCUCGGCAAGAGGACACUGGUCGGCAACUCCACCCGCAUGUGCCAACUGGACGGACGCUGGAGCGGCUCCCUGCCACACUGCUCAGGAGGCAGCCAGGGCGUGUGUGGUGACCCAGGGAUCCCCUCCCAUGGCAUUGGGCUGGGAGAGGCCUUUGAUGUGGGCAGUGUGGUGAGGUUCAGCUGUGAGCCUGGCUACACCCUGCGGGGCUCAUCUGACAGGACCUGCCAAGCCAACGGCUCCUGGAGCGGCACCCAGCCGGAAUGUGAAGUUAUAUCCUGUGGAAACCCAGGAACCCCCAGCAAUGCCAGAGUCAUCUUCAACGAUGGCUUGGUGUUCUCCAGCUCCAUCAUUUACCAGUGCAGGGAAGGCUAUUACUCCACAGGAGUGCUGAGCAGGCACUGCACGGUGAAUGGGACGUGGACUGGCACCAGCCCAGAGUGUACAGUGAUCAACUGUGGAGACCCUGGUGUGCCAGCCAACGGGGUCAGGCUGGGCAGUGACUUCACCUACAACAGGUCAGUGGUGUUCCAGUGCACCCCUGGGUACAUGAUGGAGUCAGACAGAGCAUCUUCUCUCACCUGCACCAAAGACCGAACCUGGAACGGCACCAAACCUGCCUGCAAGGCCAUCACCUGCAAAGCUCCCCAGCCCAUUCCCAACGGGAAGGUGGUGGGCUCUGAUUUCAGCUGGGGCUCCAGUGUGAGCUAUGCCUGCCUGGAGGGUUACCAACUGUCCCUGCCUGCUGUGCUCACCUGCGAGGGCAACGGCACCUGGAGUGGAGACAUCCCCCAGUGCUUCCCUGUGUUCUGUGGUGACCCAGGGACACCUGCCCAGGGCAGGAGGGAGGACAGAGGCUUCACCUACCGCUCCUCAGUCUCCUUCUCCUGCCUGGCCCCACUGGUGCUGGUGGGCUCAGCACGGAGGUUCUGCCAGUCUGAUGGGACCUGGAGUGGGACCCAGCCCAGCUGCAUAGAUCCAAGCCUGACCACGUGUGCUGACCCUGGAGUUCCUCUCUUUGGCAUGCAGAACAGCUCCCAGGGAUUCCAGGUGGGAAGCAUCAUCUUCUUCAAGUGCCAGAAGGGUUACCUGCUGCAAGGCUCCACCACCAGGACCUGCCUGCCCAACCUGACCUGGAGUGGAGUUCAGCCCGACUGCGUCCCUCACCACUGCAAGCAGCCAGAGACACCUUCCCAUGCCAAUGUGGGGGCUCUGGAUUUGCCAUCUCUGGGCUACACCUUGAUUUACUCCUGCCAGAGUGGCUUCUAUCUCACCGGAGGCUCUGAGCACAGGACCUGCAAAGCAGAUGGGAGCUGGACAGGGAAACCUCCCAUCUGCCUGGCCGACGUCCGGCCCAGCGGGAGACCAGUGGGCACCGCGCGGGACCCUCCGCUCGCCAAGCUCUCAGUGCCUGCUGAUGUGUUUGCAAGGAAUUCCCUCUGGAAAGGCUCCUAUGAGUACCUGGGGAAGAAACAACCUGCCAUGCUCUCUGUCACCAGCUUCGACCCUGCCACCGGUAAAGUCAACGCCACCUUGAUAGACCACAGUGGUGUGGAGCUCCAGGUGUCAGGCAUUUACAAGAAGGAAGAUGUGCACCUGCUCCUCCAGGUUUACCAGAUCAUGGGGCCAGUGGAGAUCUUUGUCAACAAGUUCAAAAAUGAUAAAUGGGCUCUGGAUGGACAUGUCUCCUCGGAGGCAUCGAGCGGCACCUUCGUGUACCAAGGCUUCGUCAGAGGCAAAGGCUUCGGGCAGUUUGGCCUCCAGAGACUAGACAUCAGCAUGAUGGAAAACGACCCUGAAUCAAUAGGACACCACUUUGCAUCCAACAGCAGUUCCGUGGCAGCUGCCAUUCUUGUGCCUUUCAUUGCCCUGAUUAUUGCAGGGUUUGUGCUUUAUCUCUACAAACACAGGAGAAGACCAAAAGUCCCUUUCAAUGGCUAUGCAGGCCAUGAGAACACCAACGUCCGAGCGACCUUCGAGAACCCGAUGUACGACCGGAACCUGCAGCCCACAGACAUCAUGGCCAACGAGACAGAGUUCACA